AUGGAGAGAUCUGAGAAUAUUGAUUCCCAAAACAAGAAGAUGAAUCUAGAAGAUGAGAGACAUAUGGAAGAAGCUUCUUCAAUGGAGAGAGAGCACAUGUUCGACAAAGUAGUAACACCAAGCGACGUCGGUAAACUAAACCGACUCGUGAUCCCAAAGCAACACGCAGAGAGAUACUUCCCUUUAGACAAUUCCUCAACAAAUGACAAGAAAGGUUUGCUUCUAAACUUCCAAGAUCGAAUAGGAAUCUCAUGGAGUUUCCGUUACUCUUACUGGAACAGUAGCCAAAGUUAUGUAAUGACCAAAGGCUGGAGCCGUUUCGUCAAAGACAAGAAGCUUGAUGCUGGCGACAUAGUUUCUUUUCAGAGAGGUUCUUGUAAUAAAGACAAGCUUUUCAUCGACUGGAAGAGACAAUUAAAGAUUCCUGAUCAUCAUCAAGUCGUUGGAGCUAUGUUCCCUAGGUUUUACUCUUACCCUUAUCCUCAGACUCCGGUAAGUUACGAACAUCACAACCUUUAUCAUCGAUAUCAACGAGAUCUAGGAAUUGGGUAUUAUGUGAAGUCAACGGAGAGAAGUGAUCCAAUGGCUGUAAUUGAAUCUGUGCCGGUGUUAAUGCAAAGGAGAGCACAAGUGGCUACUAUGGCUUCAUCCAGAGGACAUAAGAGGUUGAGGCUGUUUGGAGUGGAUAUGGAGUGCGGCAGAGGCGGCGGAGGAGGAAGUGUGAAUAGCACGGAGGACAAGUCAUCGUCUUCCGGUGGUAGUAUGUCACGUGGGGGCGUUUCUAUUGCUGGUGUUGGCUCUCUACUCCAGUUGAGGUUAGUGAGCCGUGACGGUGAUGAGUCUCUAGUAGCAAUGGAAGCUGCUAGGGCUGAUGAGGAUCAUCACUUGUUUACAAAGAAAGGAAAGAGUUCUUUGUCUUUCGAUUUGGAUAAAUGAUGAUUAAUUAUGAGAUUAAUCACAACUUUAAUACACAUUAUAUAUGACAUUAUACACAUUCUAUAUAUAUAUAUAUAUGACACAAUGAUGAUAUCAGGAUAUAAUAUGUUCUUUAAAUGCUCUUUAAAUGUUUGGAUUUUGAUUCAAAUUUGUUCUUC
Molecule: messenger RNA, 1094 nt
Organism: Eruca vesicaria subsp. sativa (arugula)
Lineage: Eukaryota; Viridiplantae; Streptophyta; Magnoliopsida; Brassicales; Brassicaceae
Source: the annotation of a GenBank genome assembly